CCUCCCUUCCCCCAUCUUCUCCGUGACUUCACCUUGGAUCUUUGCGCUGGAUCUUCCUUACCCUCUCCUCCGCCAGUGCUGGAUCUUCGAAGAAUCGCUCUCCCGCUGCGAUACCGGGGAUAUUCUGGCCCUCCGUCUGGCCCUCCGAUCUCUACCGUCCCGGACACUCGCUGCUCCUGAGUCAGUUUGGUUUUCCACUCACUCUCUCCCCUUUACCAAGCGCCGCGCCUCCGUCUCCACUCUUUCGCCCCGUCUCACCGUCAACGCUUUCGACCGUAGGAAUUCAACAACUCAUCUUCCUAUCUCAGUGACCCUGGAUCGUUCAGCAAUUCGCUUAGAUGGACAAAGGCUGGUGGUAGUUUUGAGGUUGAUCCGUGCGUGCGAGAGAGGUUACUUGGUGUUACUUGGUCGAUCAUUUUCGCUAGUUCUGCCCGACCUGUCCGGACGAACUUGGUGCCUCGAGGAUCCGUCUUGUGAAUUGCGGAAGCACGCCAAAAGGUUAUCGGGGCUCUUGGUAGACCUCGAGAUCUUAGUUCUUCUACUCACCGUGCCCGUCGGGAAUCGAGGAUGGGACCCGCGGAGACUGCGUUUUCACCCGCUUUUCCUGCCGUGGACCCAAUCGUUGUGGAUAACGACAUGGAGAACCCUUAUCAAGAUUCCAACCUAGACUUCCUUGACUCUGCACAUUUGCAGAUGUCGUCUGAAAAUGCUGGCCGGGAUUUUGACGAUCUCUUUGCCCAUUCCACCUCGUCCCGCACCGUCACCGAAUCGGGGUCUGUAUGUUUGUCGCCUUCGGAUUUGUCGCUUAAACGGCCAUUUCCAGAUCAGGAUACGCUGCGACAACCGAAUCUCGUGAAAGCGGGCUCCCCUGCGGAGUCUCCGGAAGCCUCGAGCCGCAGCUCCUCGUCGGAGUCACCGCGGGAUCAUAUUCGAAACGCUUCAGUAGCCUCGUCUGCCUCAGCGAUACCGAGCGAAACCCACAUGAUGCCAUUCGGAUACACGUCAGAGGAUUGGCUGAGCCAAGAGCUGAGCUCGGUUAAAGAAGAGUCGUUGUUUGGAUUUGACCCAUCCGCGAUAAACAGCAACAUGGACGGCGCAUUUCCAGACUUGGAAUCAAGUAACAAGGCCAUGGAUGCAGCCUUCGAUUUCGAAAGCGCCGCUAGUAGUCCUAGUCCUUUAAAGAUUGAGUCUACUCCUCAGCCUCCAAGCCAGAAGAGCUUGCGCACGCAGUUUCGAAGUACAUCAUCAAAACGAUCCGCCUCCCCGUUUCACUCCAUGGGAUCCCCUUACCUCCGCCACAGUGCCAGAGAACCCUCUCCUUUUGCAACCUCAGGCCUGUCCAGUCAAGGGAAGUCCCCGAUGAAUCAGUGGGCUGGUCGAUCACCUUCAUCACUCCUAGAAGAGAGUUUCGGAGGCAUCAAUAUGAACGCUAGUCCGCCGUUGAACUCCAGUCUUAAUUUCGUGCCUAAUAACUUCACCAACUUUGGUCUCAAUUUCGCACCGUCCCCCCAACAACACAAUAUGAAAGCGGAAGCAACGCAGCGUCAUGUCUUGACCGUUCAUCCUACGUCUCUCAAGUCACGUGUGGAGACUCAGAUCCCUAUCAGGUUGACUCUAUACCCGCUGCCCACAGGUGUGAAGAAGGUACGCUUGCCAAGUCAUACCAUUUCCAAGCCGAAAUUCCUCGCACCAGCAUCGGCCGAUCGCUCCCUGGACACUGUAGAGUUGCACACAAACCUUGUGUGUACCAGUGCAAUGCAGGAUCAAGAAAAGCUGAAGAAGGCCUUUGCACGAGCAAGAGGGGAACCGCGCCACCGUUCCUCUAGCUCGAGUCCUCGGUCCGCCGAUGACGCACAGGAAGAGGACAAGCCUUUGGACGGCGGGGAGGUGAAGAUAUGCUCCGGCUGCAUACAGCGCGAACGGAAGCGGGCUUUCCGUAAAAAGCAGAGGAAACCGGAAGAAGAUGAGCUCUUCCAGAAAGAUGAAGAGAAACGGGUGAUCGUCUUUAACACCAACGAGAUUAAAGAUUGGACUGAACCAUCUAAAAAUGCCGUGCCCAGUUAUGGCGAAAUGCCCACCCCAAGUGUCCCUGCCGGGGCAAUGCAGGUAGAGCUACCCAUGCGAAUUGCGUGCUACUGCAGACAUCAAAAUGAAAAGCUUGGAUUUCAGGUCAUCUUUACGGUCAAAGACUAUAAGGACAAUGUCAUUGCCCAGGCAAUAACCAAUUCGAUUAUGAUCACAGAUGACCACAAAACCCAUGCACCCCCCGCACCCCCUGCCCCCGGCCCUUCUCCUUCGUUGCCUGAUGGAACACAGUUGCCAGGUGUUGGGGUGUUCCCGUCCGGCCCAGUUGUCGACAGCGGCAAGUCGUCUACUUCAUCGCAACAAUCAUCUGCCACGGAUCUGCAAGGUCUCCAGCAACAGUUCAACUCGCAGUAUCAGCUACCUUCAGGACCUUUUGCGAUGUCUCAGAAUCCCACAACAUCAUCCACAUCUCGCAGUCUUUCACGUCAAACGUCACCGAACGACUUCCAAGGUCCAAUGAGCAAGAGACGCAAACACAGCAAUUCCGGAAGGCUUCCGUCGGAAUUAACUAUGACUAAAUUAGAGAAUGCACAGUCCUCCACUAGUGUUUCUAGUACAUCAGCUCUGAAUAACGAUUCGCCAUUCUCUGCACCGCGCGGGUUUGCAUCGUCUGUUGAAAGGCCUUUCGUGACGGCAUCGGCCAUGUCCGGUCAAUUUGCCAACGGUCCCCCGACCCCCAAUAGCGGGGACAACAAUCCCUUUUUCAAUCCUACCUCGCAGCAACAGCAAAGUCUGGACAGCUUCAUUCAACAGCAACUGAUGUCUGCACCAAAUUCGGCUCAACCGAGCCGCCCUGGAACCCCCGGGCCCUCUACACGAAGCAACUACCAAGAGCAAAAUAUCAGUCACCCAUUGGGUCCCAAUACAUCAAGCACAAUAUGGCCACAUCUCACAAAUGCUGCAAACCGAUUGCCUUCUGUCAUUCACAAGCUAGUCCCCGCAGAAGGCUCCAUUACGGGAGGAACGGAGGUUACGCUAUUGGGAAGCGGGUUUUAUCCUGGGAUGGAAGUUGUCUUUGGAGACACCCUAGCUACGACCACUACGUUUUGGGGCGAUAAAUGCCUCAAUUGCUUGACUCCACCUGCAUUACAGCCUGGAAUGGUAGCUGUUGUUUUCAAGCAUGAGCAUCCCACCUUUGGCCAGCUGCAGCCGCCUCAACCUCUGAUGCCCAAGCAACAACAGUUCUUCCGUUAUGUCGACGACCGGGAGCUCCAGAUGUAUCGCCUUGCUCUGGGAAUACUCGGACAAAAGCUUGGCAGUCAGGCAGACGCCUUCCAAACCGCUCAGCAGAUCAUGGGCAGCGAUCCUAAAUCCAUAUUCGGCCUUCAGAAGGAUUUCCAGGGCGGCUCGGGUGGCGGUCACCAGCGGCAAGUGCCCGGAUUAGAGUCACAGGGUAAACUAAGCGACAUGGACUCUAAGAUGUUGACCUAUCUCGAAUUUGUCGAUCUUGAUGACAGCCCACGGCCACCCAAGUAUAAUUCACGAUGUGCAACAGGCCAGACUCUACUUCACUUUGCGGCGUCCUUGGGACUAACACGCUUCGUUGCCGGUCUGCUCGCUAGAGGUGCUAAUCCUGAUGUGCAGGACAACACAGGAAAUACGCCUAUGCACUUCGCCGCCUUGAACGGUCAUGCCCAUAUCGUCAACAGGCUCCGUCUUGCUGGAGCGAAUGUCAAUGCCCGUAGCAUCCGCGGUUUCAUUCCCGCUGAUAUUGCUUCCACCCUUCCCGCUCACCAGGCUGCUUUGGUACCGACGCAGCAUCACCGCUCACGGAGCGUUGGAUCCCUGGCAUCCUCGCGACGCAGACAGAGUAGUUCCGCCUCUCUUCACUCGCUGUGGGAGUCUUCCUCGGGUACGUUCGAUGAAGCCGUUGAUGACUCGGAUAAUUUGGAGGAGGAUGACAGUGACGACCUUGAGUUUACUGUGUCUCGACGGUCGAGUAUGCACCAAGACGCGCCGGCACCACUCGCCAAUGUUGAACAACCCCCACCAGCUGAUGAUGCGCGACCAUUCUCUCCCCCAGCCGCUCUUGUUGCUUGGCGAAAUCAAUUGCAGGCCCAAAUCAACCAGUUCCAACAGAGUGUGGCCAAUGCAUUCCCUAACCUUCCUGCAUUGCCGCCUAUGCCAGCUUUGCCUGACUACCAAGCGCAUCCGAUGAUGCGUCGCAUCACCAACCUUGUUCCGCACAGGCCCUCCACCGCCAGGUCAGCUAAGGAAGGCUGGUGGGAUCUCCUGACCGGUAAUUCUGCGCCAAAUGCCACAGAGCUGCCUUCUUAUGAUGAGUUGUACCCGCAACAGGAUGAGCACAAUGAAGAGGCGGUAGCUCGCAUGAAGAAGUCGAGCAUGUUACAGGCCGCCACCGACGCGGCUUUGGACCAACAUUUCGAAGCGCAAGCUAGCACGCAAGCCAGCACAUCCCGAGCCAUUAGUAUCAACCCGGAACAAGACGAUCUUAAGGAUAUCCGAAUCGGCCGUAGCGUGAUCUCACGCGAACAGCAAAAGCAUCUCCGAGAGCAGCAAGCACAGAGAAUGAAGGGUCUUGGUAGUGACCGUAAUUUGUACUUUAUUUGGAUUCCUCUUCUGGUUUUGGUUAUUUGCGCAUGGGCUCGAAACUAUGUUCCAGGUAUCUGGCAAGGAAUCUCGAGCGGUGUUGAGUUUGUGAAGACCCGCUAUGCGCAGCGCGCGCUGGAUCUUGGAGUUUAGAUUUCCUUUGUAUCUUCUUAGUCCUUUUUUCUCCAUCCCUUUCCCUUAAUCUUUCCAUUUGCAGUCUGUUGUUUGAGCUCGGGCGUUCUGUCCUCUAGGUUGAUGACACUAUCGGUUUGUUUUCGUGUUUUGCGACAUAAUGAUGGGAUACGGUUGAAUCUUUCUCACUGGAGCGCAUCGGUCAUUUAAGGUCUUGUACAGAGCUGGUGAACUUUUCUUUUUAAAAUGAUUUGGGGUUAUCUUUUAUUGUGAGGGAAGUCGGCCAAUUAUGGUGAAUGUCUUGUGCGUGCGUGUGUGUAUAUAUAGUUCUCAAUUAAUUCAAUAGGUACUUGAAGAGA
Aspergillus alliaceus is the source of this 5126-nucleotide messenger RNA. RefSeq names its product putative membrane-tethered transcription factor (SPT23). The record is from RefSeq and is a predicted model, not a curated record. Lineage: Eukaryota; Fungi; Ascomycota; Eurotiomycetes; Eurotiales; Aspergillaceae. Gene Ontology annotation, molecular function: protein binding. The transcript is spliced from 4 exons. The coding region runs from base 568 to 4788 and encodes 1406 amino acids.